This is a messenger RNA of Strongylus vulgaris, 471 nucleotides long. NCBI's taxonomy places the organism in Eukaryota, Metazoa, Nematoda, Chromadorea, Rhabditida, Strongylidae. The record is from the annotation of a GenBank genome assembly.
UGCAAAACAUCCCUUGGAAUGAAGGCAUUGUUCGACUUUAUCGCAUCACGUCCACGUCCUGUAGCACUGUUAGGAGGAAUGUGUACUGAACGCAUUUUUUCUUUUAAAAACUUUUUACAGGUGAAUGAGCCGGUAGCCAUGGCACUGAAAUAUUGGCAAAUCGUGCAGCUAAGCUAUGCCGAAACUCAUGCAAAAUUUGCUACCGCCGAUUCGCAAGAACUCUACCCAACCUUCUUUCGAAUUGUACCCGGUGAUCGUAAUCUCAACAAUGCCAAGUGUCGUCUAAUUAAUCACUUCGGAUGGAAGAAGGUUGGCACAUUAAAGCAGAGUGAUGAGCCUCGUCAUGCACUUGUAAGUUUAAGCUUCGUUACCUUUUUAGGUUAUCUAGUUAUAUUAGAUAUCUCCAGCGACUAUAGGUCUUUUCUGGAAGUUUCCCAAUUAGCGCAUGAAUUGUUAAUCAUCAAUUUAUAA